AUGGCUGCUCGAUUGAAUAUUUGUUUCGUGCAUCUUUUUGUUCUUGUUGCACAAUUAGUUGCACAAAAUACACAUUUAAUGACAAUGUCUAUAAUGUCUGGUUGGCAAUUUCAAUGUGCAAAUUCAACUUGUUUACCAUUUGCCACUAUUCGUAUGUUGAACAUUCGCAAUUGUCAAAUAGCUUGUUUAGAUCAAGUUCAAUGCCAAGCGAUUACUUUUCAUCAAUCAUCCUCUAAUUGUGAAUUAUUUUCCAAUGUAUUGAAUCAAAAUCGUAAUAUUUCGAUAAAUGCAGGAACUAUCACUAUGAUUGAUAUGUCUGGAACACGAUUUUCAAACGGAUCAAUUACUGUAUCAACAACAGCAACGACAACUGCUUGCAGUAGCCUGUUUCUUGAUCCAACUACAUAUUCAACUGGUUCUACUCCAUUCUCAAUGGUGGUCGCCGAUGUAAACAAUGACAACCAUCUCGAUAUUAUCGUAGCCAACUCUGUGUCAAACAAUGUUGGCAUUUUAUUCAACAUAGGCAACGGUACCUUUCGGAGCCAGACUGUUUAUUCAGUAGGUACUAAUCCACGAUCUGUAGCAGUAGCUGAUGUAAACAACGACAAUAAAUCUGAUAUUGUGGUUGCUAAUUAUAAUUCAAAUACUACCAGCGUUCUUCUUAAUGCAGGCAAUGGUACCUUUCUCAAUCAAACAAUUUACUCUGUUGGAGCCAAUCCAGUUUCGAUAGUAAUAGCCGACAUGAAUAACGAUAACAAGUCGGAUAUUAUUGUAGCAAACUAUAAUUCAAGCAAUAUUGGCAUUCUUUUCAACACGGGUAACGGAACCUUUCUGAAUCAUUCUAUUUUCGAAGUUGGCUCUUAUCCGAUUUCUCUGGUAGUUGCUGACGUGAAUAAUGAUAACAAACCUGAUAUUAUUGUAGCAAAAGAAUAUUCAAAUAAUAUCAGUAUUAUUCUUAACAUGAACAAUGGCGUUUUUCUGAAUAAAGCUAUACAGGUAAAUAGCACUCAUAUAAUCUCCAUAACCGUUGCUGAUGUUAAUAACGAUAACAAACCCGAUAUUAUUACAGUGAAUUGCGAUGCAAAUAGUAUUGGUAUCCUUUUAAAUGCAGGCAAUGGUACCUUUCCGAAUCAAAUUACCCGCUCGGUUGGGGCUUAUCCACGUGCAGUAGCCGUAGGCGAUGUUAAUAGUGACAAUAUACCCGAUAUUGCUGUCGUAAAUGCUGCUGUGAGCAAUGUCGGUAUUCUUCUCAACACAGGUAACGGUACUUUCUUAAAUCAAACAACGUAUUCAGUAGGCGACACUCCAGCAUCAGUUGCACUUAUCGAUGUGAAUAACGACAACAAACCUGAUAUUAUUGUUGCAAAUGCUGGUUCAGACGAGAUCAAUGUUAUUUUACAUUGUUAA
Messenger RNA from Adineta steineri, 1407 nucleotides. The record is from the annotation of a GenBank genome assembly. NCBI's taxonomy places the organism in Eukaryota, Metazoa, Rotifera, Eurotatoria, Adinetida, Adinetidae.